Messenger RNA from Fukomys damarensis (Damara mole-rat), 1313 nucleotides. RefSeq names its product bone morphogenetic protein 15. Gene Ontology annotation, cellular component: extracellular region. The transcript has 2 exons. Gene Ontology annotation, molecular function: growth factor activity; cytokine activity. Lineage: Eukaryota; Metazoa; Chordata; Mammalia; Rodentia; Bathyergidae. The coding region runs from base 108 to 1313 and encodes 401 amino acids. The record is from RefSeq and is a predicted model, not a curated record. Gene Ontology annotation, biological process: SMAD protein signal transduction; BMP signaling pathway.
CGGUGGUUGUGGAGCUAAGUCGUGGUUACUUGCAUGAAAGAAAGGGAUCACAGUGGUAUACUUUGAGCUUAGGUUGGAAGCUGUUGCUGAAUACCAAGCCUUUCAAGAUGAUUGUCCUCAGUACUCUUAGACUCUUUCUUCUUUUUGGACUGAUGCUUUAUUUGGAAGAUAGAGUCCAAAUGGCAGAGGUGGGGCAGCCCUCUACGACCUUCCUGCCUGAGAGCCCUACCUUGCCACCUGCUGAAACCUCUACCAUGCGCCUUGUUGAGAAGCUGCUAGAAGAAGCCCCUGGAAAGGAACAGAGAAAGCCACACCUCGAAGGGCCUCCACUGCAGUACAUGCUGGAGUUGUACCAGCGUUCAGCUGACUCAGAUGGGCACCCGAGGGAAAACCGUACAAUUGGGGCCAGGAUGGUGAGGCUGUUGAUGCCUUCAGCCAAUAUAGCAAGGCCUCUUAGAGGUUCCUGGUAUACACGGAUUCUGAACUUUCUUCUAGGACGCAACCGGGUAGCUUACCAGUUAGUGAAAGCCACUGUGGUUUACCGCCAUCAACUCCAUCUAGCUCACUUCAACCUCUCCUGCUAUGUGGAGCUCUGGGUCCCAAAAAGCCCAAACAACCCCUCUUCGGUAAGAGGUUCCUCAAAGCUGUCCCUGAUGUCUCAAACCUGGACAGAGAUGGAUCUCACCCAACACAUUCAGCAGAAGCUCUGGAAUCGCAAGGGGCGGAGGAUGCUACGACUGCGUUUUAUGUGUCAGCCUCAAAACGAUAGUGAGGUUGCUGAGUUCCACGGACAUGACCCUUCAUCCGUGCAUAUUGCCUUCUUGCUACUUCAUCUCAAUGACACUCAUAAAAAUGCUCAGAAGGCUGAACUUCUUCCCAGUGUCCUGGAGGAGUUUAUGGAAGGAGAAUCUUCUCUUCUCUCGAGGAAGACUCGGCAAGUAGAUAGUGUUGCAUCUGACGUUUCUGGCCCCUCUCAGGAACAGGAUGCAUCUGAAAAUAACCAGUGUUCCCUCCAUCCUUACACAGUCAGCUUCCGUCAGUUGGGCUGGGAUCACUGGAUCAUUGCUCCCCACCACUAUACCCCGAAUUACUGUAAAGGAACUUGUCCUCGAGUACUACACUAUGGUCUCAAUUCCCCUAAUCACGCCAUCAUCCAGAACCUUAUUAAUGAGCUGGUGAACCAGAGCAUCCCUCAGCCUUCCUGUGUCCCUUAUAAGUAUGAUGCCAUGAGUGUUCUUCUUAUUGAGGCAAAUGGGAGUAUUUUGUACAAAGAACAUGAAGGUAUGGUUGCACAGUCCUGCACAUGUAGGUGA